CAUUAUUAAUCUCGUCGCAGUGUUUCCGUGCAGAUCUCGAGCACCGGAGCCUCCUCCAGGACUAGCGCGGUCAGUGCUCGGUUGGCAAAGUUUGUAGCAGCGGAUUUUGGUAUUCUGUGUUCGUUUUCUCGAAGACAUCUGUCAGAUCUUCUACUUAGAAGUGCAACAAUGUUUACGUUCAGUGUGAUUUCAAUCCUGGUGGUGGCAGGAGCCGUUAUUGCAGAACCUCCAGUUAGUUCCGGGUACUCCUAUUCCAGCGGCGGACACGAUCAUGGUGAUUCCGAUGGUGGAUACGUUUCGGUCAGCCCAGGACAUCAAUCGUCGGAAGGCCUUCAUGUGGAUCCCAGUCUACUGCACAAGGUGAAGGAAGUGCUGCUGGACCAUGAAAACAGCGGCUCUUCUUCCUACGGUGGACAUUCAUCGCACAGCAUCUCGGUACCAUCAACCUCGUAUGGCGUUCCUUCGUCAUCGUAUGGCGUUCCAUCGCAUUCGUACGGCCCACCCUCGUCGGUCUAUGGUGCUCCAUCAUUCGGCGGACAUUCUUCCCGCGUUACCGGCAUCGACCUUGGACACGUUCGCCAAGGAAUCCAAGUUGCUCAGUACUACAAGGCUCAGCAUGGUGGACCUUCUUACUCCUCCCACUCGUACUCCGCACCUUCCUACUCGUCGUACUCUGUUCCAUCGUUUUCGUCUCACUCCUACUCUGCUCCAUCUUCCUCCUAUGGUGCACCAUCUUCCUCUUACAGUUCUCCAUCUUCUUCCUACAGUGCUCCAUCUUCCUCCUAUGGUGCUCCAUCCUUCAGUUCAUCGCACUCCUUCUCGGCUCCAUCCUAUUCGUCGCACCAAUCGCACUCCUCUCACUCAUCCUACUCACUCCCAUCUUCCUCAUAUGGCGCUCCAUCAUCUUCUUAUGGUGCUCCAUCUUCCAGCUACAGUGUACCAUCCUCCAGCUACGGCGCACCAUCUUUCAGCAGUGGCAGCAGCAGCAGCCACUAUCGUGCCCCAUCCUCAGUCUACGGAGCUCCCUCUCACUCCAUCAGUUCAUUCCGCCCACCAGCACUAUCCUUCCAUGCCCCAUCUUCCAGCUAUCACUCCCCGGCACCAGUUUACUCUGCUCCCCGACCGGUCUAUGGAGUACCACACCACCACUGAAUGCCGUCAUCAUCAUUCAAAAAUCUAAGUCAACGAAAAUAUUGAGUUAAUUUAUUCAAAGUAUCAUGUGUUUUCAUCCCGAUCAAACAAUUGUUAAAAUAAACGAAAAAAUGUUGUUACCAAAAAAUUAAAAAUUAAAAUAACAAUCUU
This is a messenger RNA of Armigeres subalbatus, 1302 nucleotides long. RefSeq names its product pro-resilin-like. The record is from RefSeq and is a predicted model, not a curated record. The transcript is spliced from 2 exons. Gene Ontology annotation, biological process: positive regulation of transcription by RNA polymerase II. Gene Ontology annotation, molecular function: transcription coactivator activity. Bases 169 to 1152 code for a protein of 327 amino acids. Gene Ontology annotation, cellular component: RNA polymerase II transcription regulator complex. Lineage: Eukaryota; Metazoa; Arthropoda; Insecta; Diptera; Culicidae.